Pseudomassariella vexata is the source of this 534-nucleotide messenger RNA. RefSeq lists its product as uncharacterized. The transcript is spliced from 3 exons. NCBI's taxonomy places the organism in Eukaryota, Fungi, Ascomycota, Sordariomycetes, Amphisphaeriales, Pseudomassariaceae. The coding region runs from base 1 to 534 and encodes 177 amino acids. The record is from RefSeq and is a predicted model, not a curated record.
AUGAAGUUCAUCACUCUUGUGACAGCCACGGCCAUGGCGUCUAUCGCCCAGGCAUCGAUGAUGCUGCUGCCCGCCGAAUUCAACUCCAUUAUUGGGAUCGAACGUCGCCAAGCUUCUGGUGCAUCCUACGAAUGCCAUGCGGACUGUGGCUAUACCAUCAUCGGGGCGAGAACUGAUGGCUAUUGUGACAACUCCACCUGGACUGACCUGCUCGACGAUUGCCUUGACUGCGCACUCGUGUACGAUAUCUGGAAGGACUAUGGUGAUAGCGUAACUGCUGCCGCGAAAGGAUGCGGCUUGGAUGCCACCCCUAAAGCGGCCAAUUCGACUGCGACUGCGUCUUCUGGCAGCACGACCGUGCCUUCCACUAGUACCUCGUCUCCUACGACCACGGAGUCAAGUGCCCCAUCCGGAACCCAGUCAGGCGCUACGACCUCAACAACCGAACCUAGCAGCGCCUCUGGAAGAUUCCUCAAAGAGUGCCUAGCCUUACUUACAGUUGCAAUGCUUGGAUGGGGGCUCAGCUGGAUGUGA